AUGAGUGUGCUACCUCCAGGUGUGCAUAGUAGAUUAACGAAUCUUCUACACAAUUUGCUUUCCGACAAUGAAUCGAGAAUAAACGCUGAAAAAUCACUUGAGCAGGAUUGGUCUAGUAAGAAUAAUGUGGAGAUGUUAUUGGUGUUUUUAGCAGAACAGGCAACACAAGGUGAGAGCGAUACUAUCCGAUCAUUUGCUGCGGUGAUGUUUAGAAGAAUGGCUAUUAAGUCUCCCAAGGAAUUAACAAGCGUUACCGAUAGAACCAUUGGCAUUAUAAGCGAGCCAACAAAGAAGCAGAUUAGAGCUACUUUGCUUCAAGGUUUUAGCUCACCACAAGCAAACGCAGUGAGACACAAAUUGGCUGAUGCCAUCUCAGAGGUGUCUAAAGAAGAUUGCUCGCCCUCGGGAACCUGGAAUGAGUUGAUUCCUGCUCUUUUUGCUGCUGCUAAGAAUCAAGAUCCAAGCUUUCGCGAAUCGGCAUUUAGAGUUUUUGCAACUUCACCCGAAUUAAUAGACCAAUCGUACUUUAACGAGCUAUUACCUAUCUAUAGCGCCGGGUUUGACGAUACCAGCGAUGAUGUUCGUAUCGCUGCUUGUACGGCUUUUGUUGCAUUUUUCAGAGAGUUGCCAAAAAAGGCAUGGCCAAGCUUGUCACCUUUGUUGCCUAGUUUAUUGAACUCAUUACCAAGAUUUUUGCAAAAUGGUCAGGACACAGCAUUAGCCUCGGUGUUGGAAUCAUUAAUUGACUUGGUUGAACUCGCACCAAAAAUGUUUAAGGAUAUGUUUCCUACCAUUAUUGAGUUUUGUGCUGCUGUUUCAAAAAAUAAGGAUUUAGACUCAACAACAAGAAUGGCGUCGUUGGAAUUGCUCACUACUUUUUCUGAGGUGUCACCUGCAAUGUGUAAACGCACUCCGUCCUAUACAGAAGAGAUUGUUCUUAUUACCUUAUCCAUGUUGACAGAAGUCUGUAUAGACGACGAUGAUGCUGCAGAAUGGAACAACAAGGAUGAUGCUGAAGAAGAUGACGAGGAGCCUGAAUAUGACGCGGCAAGGCAAGCACUAGAUCGUGUCAGUUUGAGACUCAAUGGACUGUCUAUGGCGGGUCCAUUAUUCCAAUAUUUGCCAACAAUGAUACAGUCGACAAAUUGGAGAGAGCGUCAAGCGGCAUUGAUGGCAUUGUCCUCUGCCGCUGAAGGAUGCUCAGAUGUGUUGAUGAGCGAAAUUUCCAAACUUUUGGAUAUGGUAUUACCAACUUUGAACGAUGAACAUCCACGUGUUGAGUAUGCAUGUUGUAACGCAUUGGGUCAAAUGUCUACUGACUUUUCUGAUGUCAUUCAAAGAACCGCAGGCGACAAAAUAUUGCCAGCAUUAAUAUCCAAACUUACAAAUAAAUCAGUUCCUCGUGUUCAGGCUCAUGCAGCUGCCGCUUUGGUGAAUUUCUCGGAAGCUGCUUCAAAAGAAAUCUUAGAGCCAUACUUGGAUGAUCUUUUAAACAAUUUACUUACUCUUUUGCAAUCUCAAAAGAAGUAUGUUCAAGAACAAGUCUUGACUACAAUUGCGAUUAUUGCCGAUGCCGCACAGAAAACGUUUGUUAAGUACUACGACACGUUGAUGCCGUUGUUAACGAAUGUUUUGCAGACAGAUAUGGGCGACGAAAAUAGGCUUCUCAAGGCUAAGUGUAUUGAGUGUUCUACAUUAAUUGCAUUGGCUGUGGGCAAGGAAAAGUUCCAACCUCACAGUCAUGACUUGAUCCAGCUCUUUGGCCAUAUUCAACAGACAGCUGUUAAGGAUGAUGACCCAGUUAAGCAAUAUUUAGAGCAAGCGUGGGGCAGGCUUUGCAGGAUCUUAGACAAGGACUUUUUGCCCUAUUUGCCAUCUGUAUUACCGCCACUAAUGGUUACAGCUAAAGCGUCUCAAGAUAUCUCACUUUUGGAGGAAGAUGAAGCAGAGGAAUUCAAUAACAAUGAUGAAUGGGAAGUAAUGAAUUUAUCUGGAAAGUGGAUUGCGGUACAUACAGCUGCUCUAGAUGACAAGGUCACAGCAAUGGAUUUGUUAAGGACGUACGCAAUACAACUCAAGGGAGACUUUUACCCUUGGGUCAAAGAAAUUGCCGAGGACAUUGCUCUUCCUGGUUUAGAUUUUUACCUUCAUGACGGUGUGCGAGGGUCGGCGGCUUUGACUUUGGCAUCCUUAUUAAAAUGUGUUGUUGCAGCUAGAGGUUGCGAUUCACAAGAAACACUUGUUUUGUGGUCAAAGAUUUGCGAUAAAUUAUGCGAAGUGCUUAGAUCAGAGCCUGUUGCCGAAUUACUUGUUGCUUAUUAUACCGCUUUGGUAGAAUCAAUAAACUCAUUGACACCAAACUCCAUCGCGGCUCCUCAAUUGCAAGAAUUGUGCAAGUCGAUAAACUAUAAUUUGGUUGAGGUGUUCAAAAGAAUCAGAACGAGAGACAACGAAGAAGACGAAUACACUGAAGAUAUUGAAGAAGACGAGGAGGAAUACACGGAUGAGGAGUUGUUGGACGAGAUGAACAAAGCAAUUUCUUGUAUAUUCAAAAAUAUGAAAGCAAACGCACUUGAAAACUUUCAGGAGCUUAUUCCUACAGUGUCCACAUUUAUAAAUGAUGAGAAUGUAAGCUUGAAGCUUUGUGGAUUGUGCAUAGUUUGCGAUAUCAUAGAGCAUGGAGGCCCAAACUCGGUUGUGUUCAAAGAGAGUUUUAUGAAUGUCUUGGCAGCUUCUUUGUUAUCACCUCAUGCCGGUGUUCGCCAGGCAAGCUCGUAUGCCAUUGGAGUUGCUGCGCAAUUUGGAGGAGAGAACUAUAGGGAGUUAUGUGUUGCAUCUUUGGAGCCCAUGUUCAAAAUGUCGACUGCUCCCGAUGCUAGGGCUGAUGAAAAUGUGCAUGCGACGGAAAAUGCGGUAGCUGCUAUAGCUAAAGUUUGUCACCGGUUUUCGUCCUCGAUACCCAACUUGGAUGCUCUUCUUGAUCAAUGGAUCAACUUGUUGCCAAUCGUGCAGGAUGAGACUGCGGCGCCUUUUGCUUAUGUAUUCCUAUGUGAAAUGAUUGACAAUCACCACCCGGCAAUACAAAAGAACGUUGCCAAAGUUGUAGACUCGGUCAUCCAAGCAUUGGCUCAUGCAGCCCUCUCCGGUACUACUGCUACUAGAGUGGCAACAUCAACAAGAAAAUUAUUAAGUUCUAUUCCCCACGAGGAAGCGAUGGCUUUAUUGCAAAAAAACCCAUCCGAUAUAGACAUCGUUAAAAAGUAUUUCAGCUAA
Messenger RNA from Lodderomyces oxycetoniae, 3273 nucleotides. RefSeq lists its product as uncharacterized. The transcript has a single exon. Gene Ontology annotation, molecular function: small GTPase binding; nuclear import signal receptor activity. Gene Ontology annotation, biological process: protein import into nucleus. The record is from RefSeq and is a predicted model, not a curated record. The coding region runs from base 1 to 3273 and encodes 1090 amino acids. Gene Ontology annotation, cellular component: nucleus; cytoplasm. Lineage: Eukaryota; Fungi; Ascomycota; Pichiomycetes; Serinales; Debaryomycetaceae.